Molecule: messenger RNA, 15405 nt
Organism: Lasiodiplodia theobromae
Lineage: Eukaryota; Fungi; Ascomycota; Dothideomycetes; Botryosphaeriales; Botryosphaeriaceae
Product: Nonribosomal peptide synthase Pes1
Exons: 3
Coding region: 1-15405 (5134 amino acids)
Biological process (GO): amino acid activation for nonribosomal peptide biosynthetic process; secondary metabolite biosynthetic process
Cellular component (GO): cytoplasm
Molecular function (GO): phosphopantetheine binding; catalytic activity
Source: RefSeq, a predicted model, not a curated record
AUGACGUCUCCCGCCAGCUCAUCCAGCGACCGCUCCACUUCGCCUUCGCUUGAUGCGGACACAACCACAACCCCCUCGGAAACCGGCUCGGUUGAACAUGCUUCCGUGGACCAGCUGCUGCUCAACGACGUCUGCAAGUCGAGCCGUGUCGCUCCACAGCGUGUCCUUGGCGUGGCGUGGGCGCUGGUCUUGCGUUGCUACAGCGGCGCCGAUCACGUGCAGUUCCAACUGCAGGGCGAGAGCCUCUCGACAGUCCAAGUGGCCUUGGAUGCUCAAGACUCGCUGAACGACCUCCUGUGCCGUGAUGGCUUGCUUGGCGCUGCAGCAGAACAGAUUGAAGGGGGCGACUGCUGGAGCCGCACCCUUGUCGACAUGCGCCCAGCAUCAUCGACGGAUGACAUAAUCUGCAGGCCGUCACUGGAGACGCCGCCUGAACUGGUCCUUCGCGUCCCGGAGGACCUGUCUGAGCCCUGCCUGCAGUACUCCAGCACUAAAAUCGCGCCCUCGCGCGCGUACAGCAUAUGCAGGACCCUGGAGCAGGUAUUAAAAAGUAUUCUGGCCGACAGGGAGCAGAAAGUCGGCGCAAUGAGCUUCCUGAGCGACGCUGAUCGCAGCAAAAUCGCGGCCUGGAACCGCGAAGAACCAGCAGCAACGCGAGCCUGCAUCCACCAGCUGGUUGACCGGCAGACUGAACUACAGACUAACAAGGAGGCAAUAUGCGCGUGGGACGGCAGCAUGACCUACGGCGAGCUCGACCGUCUCUCGUCAGCAUUAGCCUCAAAACUCGUCGACACGGGCCUGCAGCGGGGUGACGUGGUCCCGGUCUGCUUCGAAAAGUCUUGCUGGGUCAUCGUGGCCAUGCUGGGCGUGUUCAAGGCCGGCGGAGCAUUCACCCUGAUGGAUCCCUCCCACCCCAAGGCGAGGCUUGCAGGCAUCGCCGCCGAAGUCAAUGCCCGGAUCGCAGUGACGUCUGUGGCAAACGAGCAUCUGCUGGUAGAAGCGGUCGAGCAAGUCAUCGUGCUCGGCCCGCACGUUCUCGACGACGACGACGACAGCGCUUCGCCACGGCAACGCUGGACCAUCGCCGGCCCCUCGGACCUCGCCUUCGUCAUCUUCACGUCCGGCUCAACGGGCAAGCCGAAGGGCAUCAUGAUGGACCACCAAGCAUACGCCUCGUCAGCCAUGCACCACGGCACAGCCAUGCGCAUGGGCGCCCACACGCGCGCGCUGCAAUUCGCGUCAUACAGCUUCGGCGCCAGCCUCUUCGAGACGCUGACGACGCUCAUCUUCGGCGGCACCGUGUGCAUCCCCAGCGAGCACGAGCGCCGCAACGACCUGCCGGGCGUCGUCGAGCGCAUGCGCGUGACCUGGGCCUUCCUGACGCCGUCGGUGCUGAAGCCGUUCGACCCGGCGUCAGCAUUUCCAGGGCUCGACACGCUGGUCCUGGCUGGCGAGGCCAUGCCGCGCGACCAGGCGCAGCGGUGGUCGGCGCGCGUGCGCCUCGUGCAGUGCUACGGGUCGAGCGAGACCAACAUCAUCCUCUUCGACAACCGCGGCCGCGGCGAGAACCUGGGCUUCGCCGCCGGCGCGCGCGCCUGGCUCGUCGACCCCAGGAACGACCAGGCGCUGGUCCCCGUCGGGGCGGUCGGCGAGCUGGUCGUGCAGGGCCCGACGGUGGCGCGCGGCUACCUCAACGACGCCGAGAAGACGGCGGCCACGUUCGUCUCGGCGCCGCCGGCGUGGCUGCGCGAGCUCGGACUCGAGAUAGAAGGCGCGCCGCGCAUGGUCAAGACGGGAGACUUGAUGCGGUACGAGGCCGACGGCAGCCUCGUCUUCGUCGGCCGCAAGGACUUGCAGGUCAAGAUCAGGGGCCAGCGCGUCGAGCUGGCCGAGAUCGAGCGUGCCGUCUGGGCCGCCGACCCGCUCGUCAAGCACGUCGUGGUGACCGUCCCGCGUGUUGGCCCAGCUCGGGGCCGGCUGGUCGCUGCCGUCUGCUUCCACCAAGAGCAGCAGCAGUCUUCUCAGCAUCAGACGCCGCCAUUCCAGCUGAUCAGCCGCCAAGAGGAUGAGGAGGCUCACUGCCUGGUGCAGAGGGUCAAAGAGACGCUGGCCGAGCGGCUUCCUUCCUACAUGGUGCCGCCGACGUGGGGCCUUUUCACAGCUCUUCCCCUGACGUUGUCGGGCAAGGUGGACAGAGUCAGCGUUCGGCAGUGGGCCGAGGAGCUGAGCAGCACCGAGCUUGAUCUUUUGACGCUAUCUCUUGAUGAAUUCUCUUCUGUCUCUACGUUUGAUAGACCAGCAUCUCAGCAGGAAAGUGUCCUGAGGGAGCUGUGGGGAAAGGCCCUCGACGGCGAUCCAGAGCGCAUGCCGCUCAACCGGUCUUUCCUCAGCCUCGGCGGAGACUCCAUCUCAGCCAUGACGCUCGUGUCGCUCUACAAGGGAAGGGGGCUCUCUCUGACAGUGCAGGAGCUGUUCGUCGGCAUGACCAUUGAACGUUCAGCGCAGGCGCUGCCGGAUGACUUUUUGCAGGAUAGCGCUCGCGCGGCCGGACCAACAUCAUACCUUCCGUUCUCCCUUUUGUCAUCCCAGGUGCUAGAAGAGGCGGUCGCAACGCUGCAGGCCGUGGGCAUCCAGAGCUUGGAUGAGCUCGAGGACUUGCACCCGUGCUCGCAGGUGCAGCAUGGAAUGUUGCUGGGUUCGGAGAAGAUGGCAGGAUCCUACCAGUUCCGCAACGUCUGGGAACUUACCCCGCGGCAGCGUUCGUCGCCUAUCACUUUAUCCGAAAUCAAACAAGCUUGGAGCCUUGUUGCGCAACGGCAUUCGGCCCUCCGCUCCGUGCUCAUUGAGUGCGCCUCGGAGGACUGGCUCUACCUCCAGGCUGUCCUGAAGCAGGUGCCAGACACCAUAGCGUUUGUCGAGAAAGACGGCGACGAGCUUCCCGAAGGCCAAUUACCUUGCUUGGCCGUCGUUUCCAGCUCGACUGCCAAAGUCCCGUACGAGAUUACUGCCUACCACACUUCCUCGGAUCGUUGGUAUCUGCAGCUCGAUAUCCACCACGCCGUCAUGGAUGCAGCAUCGCUGCAGACGUUGCAGCGUGACUUCGUCAUGGCACUCGACCAACAUGCGUGGUCAAGCCCGGCUUCUCCCUUCGGAGCCUACGUGGCCCACACUCGCAGCCUCGAUUCGAGCGACGGUCUAGAGCACUGGAAGAGCUAUCUGGACGGCUGCAACCCCUGCUACUUUCCGCUGGACCUCGAGAAAGCGGGCGAGCCAAACGCCCUUCGAUCGUUCACGGUUGACCUGGGCGACGCGGCGCCGAGGAUUCUGUCUUUCUGCAAGGCGAACGGCUACACGGUCAACACACUGUUCCAAACCAUCUGGGCUCUGAUGCUACGAUACUACACCGACAUGGGAUCCACAUGCUUUGGAUACAUGGUCACGGACAGGAGCAUCCCGGUUGAAGGGGCUGCCGAAAUCGUUGGCCCGCUGAUGACCAUGUCAGUGUGCCAUCUCGCAGUCGACGACACGGCAACCAUGAAGGACCUGCUUGACACGGUUCAGAAAGACUUUUUGGAAUGCCUCAGCUACCGCAACUGCUCUCUUGCCGAGAUCCAGCACGUCCUGGGGCUCUCUGGACAAGCCCUGUUCAACACGAUGGUCACGACGGGGAAAUCCCUGACAAGUUGGAAGGAAGCAGCUGCCGGCGUCGAUUUGCGAGUUGCCAGUACUCACAACCCCACCGAGUACGAUCUUACCUUGAACGUCGAGCAGGAGGAUGACGAGGUGAUUGUAAUCCUCAACCACUGGGCUCCCAGAGUGUCGGUGCAGCAAGCGAACAGCGUCGCCGGUGCCCUGAGCGAGAUGCUCUCCAGGACGCUCGACCGCCUCGACCAACCUGUGAAAGACAUGGCAUUGCUAGGCGAAGGCGAUUGGCAGACGAUCCUCGGCUGGAAUGCUCACUACCCAGAGAAGCUCGAUGUUUGCGUGCACGACUUGGUUUCCGAACAGGUCUUGCUGCGGCCGGAAGCCCAGGCAGUGCGGGGAUGGGAUGCUGACCUCAGCUACAAAGAGCUUGACGACCGCUCUAACGCGCUGGCGCUGCGCCUUCAGGCACUCGGCGUUGGUCCUGAGACACUGGUGCCGCUGUGCUUCGAGAAGUCGGCGUACGUGGUGGUUGCAAUGCUGGCCGUGUUGAAAGCGGGCGGAGCGUGCGUGGCGCUCGAUCCGUCGCAUCCCAAAGCACGACUAGUCGAGAUCCUGCACUCAAUCCGCGCGAACCUGAUAGUCACUUCCAGCAAGAUGGCGUCCUUCCUCAGCGACCAGGUCUCGACAGUGGUCGUCGUCGACGCGGAGCACCUGGACGAGCUCUCUUCCCAAGGCGGUCCUCUGCGCUCUCAGGCGCAGCCCUCGAACGUCGCCUUCGUCGUCUUCACCUCGGGAAGCACGGGGAAGCCUAAGGGCAUCGUUCUCCAGCACGACGCAAUCGCCACCAGUGCCAGGGCGCACGGCGAGGUCAUGAGCGUUGGUCCCGCCUCCCGCGUCAUGCAAUUUGCCGCAUACAUGUUCGACGUCAGCAUCGAGGACAUCUUCACGACGCUGAUGCGCGGGGGCUGCGUGUGCAUCCCAUCCGAAGAGGACAGACUCAACGACCUAGCGGGAGCGUUCGGGCGGCUCGGGGCGAACUGGGCGUGCCUGACGCCGACGGUGGCCAGCCUGCUCGAGCCGGCCAAGAUUCUGGGCUUGCGGCACCUCUGCCUGGGCGGCGAGCCGGUGCGGCGCGAGACGAUUGAAAAAUGGGCGCCCAACACGUGCCUGAACAUCCUGUACGGGCCGGCCGAGUGCUCCAUGACCAUGUCGUGCCGGCCCGGCGUCGCCGUCGACGCGCACCCGGCCAACUUCGGCCACCAGGUCGGCGCCCUGACGUGGAUCGUCGACGAGAGCGACCACGACCGCCUGCUGCCCGUCGGCUGCCCCGGCGAGCUGCUCAUCGAAGGCCCCAUCCUCGCCCGCGAGUACCUCGGCGACGAGGAGAAGACGGCGGCGGCCUUCGUCGUCAAUCCCAAGUGGGCAAUCACUGAAGAAAAUGGACAGCCGCGCCGCAUGUACAAGACGGGCGACAUCGUGCGCUACAACGCCGACGACGGGUCCAUCAGCUUCGUGCGGCGCAAGGACAACCAGGUCAAGCUGCACGGGCAGCGCAUCGAGCUGGGCGAGAUCGAGCACAACCUGUGGAACGACGAGCGCGUGCGCCACGCCGUCGUGCUGCUGCCCAAGCAAGGCGCCUGCGCCGGCAAGCUGGUGUGCGUACUCUCACUCAAGGCCAUCGACCCGGCCGGCCGCACCACGGGCACCGCCAUGCGCGUGCUGACGCCCACCGACAGCCCCGCCGUGGCCGAGGCGCUCCCGCAGGUCCAGGCGCGCCUGGCGGGACUGGUGCCGAAGUACAUGGUGCCGGCCGUGUGGGUGGUGCUGGAACAAGUGCCGCUGAACAAGUCGGUCAAGAUGGACCGCGCGAGGGUGCGGGCGUGGGUCGAGGAGCUGGCCGACGACACCUUCCGCGCCCUCGCCGCCGCCGACCUCGACGACGAGGCAGUCCACGCGCCCGCCUCGGACAUGGAGCGCCGCCUGCAGGCCGUGUGGGCCACAGUGCUGGGCAAGCCGGCGGCCGAGCGCGUCUCGCUGGGCCGCCCGUUCCUGCGCCUCGGCGGCGACUCCAUCGCCGCCAUGCAGGCCGUCGGCCGCUGCCGUGCUCAGGGCAUUGCCUUGACUGUUCGUGAUAUGCUGGAGUGUGCUGAUCUCGUCGACCUCGCCCGCCGCGCCCGCUUCAUCACGUCGGCCGUGCGCCGCGAUGACGACGUUGUCGAUGAUGGUGCGCCGUUCACCUUGUCGCCUAUCCAGCGCAUGCACCUCCGCGGCGGCGCUGCCGAGAACCACUUCAACCAGAGCUUCACCCUGCGCCUGGCCCGCCGCGUGGGUGCCGACGCCCUGUCCCGCGCUGUCGCCCAGGUGGUCGGCCGGCACGGCAUGCUGCGUGCGCGGUUCCGCCAGGAGGACGGCCAGGGCGCCUGGCACCAGGCUGUGGAGCCCGACGUCCAGGGCUCCUACCGCUUCGCAGUGCACGCGGGCCCGUCGUCUUCGGAGAUGGAGGACGCAGUUGCCCUCAGCCAGACCAGUCUUGACAUCCAGCGCGGGCCCGUCUUCUCCGUCGAUCUGUUCGAGUUGGACGGCGGCCAUGACGUCCUGUUCCUUGUUGUCCAUCAUCUCGCCAUCGACCUGGUGUCGUGGAGGAUCCUCGCCGAAGAUCUGGAGGAUGUGCUGACGCACGGCGUGCUGCAGAAGCCCCAAUCCAUGUCGUUCAGAUCCUGGGUCAAUGCUCAAGAGGAGUACAGCCUGAAAAACCAUACCCCUGAGGCCAUUCUUGCCCCGCCCGUGGACCAGUCGAUCGUCGACUACUGGGGCAUCUCUCCCGCUGAUAAUACUUUUGGCGCCGUUCAGUUUGAAAAGUUCACGCUGGACGACGAUACCUCUCUGUCGUUGCUGGAAGGCUGCCACGAGGCGCUGCGCACCGAGCCCGUCGACGUCAUGAUCUCGGCCCUCGUUUCCAGCUUCUCACGCGUCUUCCGUGACCGCGAGGGCCCGCACUUUAGCGUCGAAAGCCACGGCCGCGAGCCUUGGACGGCCGAUAUUGACAUCUCCAGAACUGUGGGCUGGUUCACCACCAUGUACCCCCUUCCAGGAACCACUUCGCCAGACGAUGAUCCGAUAGAAGUUCUCCGCCAGACAAAGGAUUCUCGGAGGACGGUGACGAAUAACGGCUGGGACCAUUUCACAGCGCGCCACAUGAAGAGGACUGAUGAUGGGCACCAGCAUGCACCCGAGACCGAGAUUCUGUUCAACUACACUGGCAAAUAUCAGCAGAUGGAGCGCUCUGACGCGCUACUGGUCCCGGCAGACAGGAUUGGAAAGUGGCAGGACGUGGCCCCGGGAAUGCUGCGGGAUGCGAUAUUCGACAUUUUGGUCUCGGUGGACCGCGGCAGUGUCACCUUCACCUUCGCCUUCAGCCAGGCCAUCAAGCAGCGCGAUGCCGUCCUCCGCUGGGCUAGAGACUGCGAGGCGCUGCUGAAGCAAAUGGUCCUGCGCCUGGAGGAAAUGGAGCCUGAGUACACCGUAAGCGAUUUCCCGCUACUACAAACGGACAGAGGCGCCUUGCAACGUCUGCUUUCCAAGGUCGAAGGUCCUAUCGAAGACAUCUACCCCUGUGCGCCCAUGCAGCAGGGCCUCCUCCUGAGCCAGCAGAAAGAAGACGGCGUGUACCGAUGCCUCACCGUCUGGGAAGUGACAGCAGAGAAUGCCGCUGUCGACCCGGAGCGGCUUCGCUCAGCAUGGCAGCGCGUCGUCGACCGCCACGCUGCCCUCCGCACAGUGCUGCUCGAGAGCGCCGCCGAGGACGGCACCUUUGUGCAGGUGGUCCUGCAACGCGUGGCUGCCAGCUCGCGUUUCGAGGCCACGGGCCGGUCGCGCGACGUCACGCUGCAGAGCCUCGUCGACGAGGAGCUCGACGAAACCGACGAGGCGAAGCCGCAGCAUCUACUCACGCUCGCAGCGGCCGACAACGGCACGCUCUUCUGCAAGCUCGAGAUCAACCACGCCCUGAUCGACGGGGCGACCAUGUCGGUUGUGCUGCGAGACCUGUGCCUCGCGUACGACGGCCGGCUGGCGCCAGGCCGCGGCCCGCUGUACAGCGACUACAUCAAACACCUGCAGAGCGUGAAGCCGGAAGAGCACCUGGAGCACUGGGCCACUUACCUGCACGGCGUGCAGCCGUGCUACUUCCCCGCGCUGCGGCAGCAGCAGCAGGGCAGUACGUCGGCGCGGCGCGAGCUGCUGAGCCAGUCGGUCGAGCUGCACGCGUCGGGCCGCGAGAUCCAGGACUUCUGCCAGACGGCGGGCGUGACGGUGGCCAUCCUGUUCCAGGUGGCGUGGAGCAUCCUGCUGCGCUGCUUCGCCGACACCGACGACGUGUGCUUCGGCUACCUCGCCGCCGGCCGCGACGUGCCCGUGGCCGGCGUCGACGACGCCGUCGGCCCGUUCAUUAACCUGCUGGCCUGCCGGCUGGACCUCACAGCGAGCGUGAGCGACGCCCUAGCAGCAGCACAGCGUGGCUUCCUGGACGCCAUCCCCCACCAGCACACGUCCGUCGCCGACGUGCAGCGCGCCCUGGGCGCGCCAGGCCGCGCGCUGUUCAACACGGCCAUCUCGGUGCAGCGCGAGCAAGCGGCGGCAGAGCCCGGCGCGCUGCGCUUCACGGCCUCCCAUUACUACGACCCGACCGAGUUCGACGUGUCGCUCGCCGUCGCGGUGCAGGCCGACGGCGCCCUGGCUCUCAGCCUGGACUACUGGACCACGCACCUGUCGUCCGCGCAGGCCGCCGGCGUCGCCAGCACCUUGGCGACCAUCGUGCAGCGCAUCACCGAGGGCGUCGACACGCCCGUCGCCGCGCUGGACCUGUUCAGCGCCGAGGACGCGCAGCGGGUGGCGCGGUGGAACGCAAAGCUGCCGGAGGCGAACGACGCGUGCGUGCACCGACUCUUCGAGCAGCAAGCGGCGGCCCGCGGCGACGCGCCCGCGAUCGAGGCGUGGGACUGCAAUCUGAGCUUCCGCGAGCUGGACGCGCUGGCGAGCGCGCUGGCGCUGCACCUGGUGCGCGAGUGCGGCGUGGGGCCGGAAACAAUCGUGCCGUUCGCAUUCGAGAAGAGCGGAUGGGCGCUGGUGGCGGUGCUGGCGGUGUUGAAGGCGGGCGGCGCCUGCGUCGCGCUCGACGUGAAGCUGCCCGCGGCCCGCCGCCGCCAGAUCCUCGCCCAGACGGCGGCCCGAGUCGCCGUAGCGUCGCCGAGUGCGGCCGCGGUGCUGGAGCGCGACCACGCCGAGCUGCGCGUCGUGGCAGCCGACGCAGCCUUCCUGCACGCGCUCCCCGCGGCGCCCGCACACGCGCUGCCCGACGCCGUGCGGCCGCACAACCUCGCCUGGCUCGUCUUCACGUCCGGCAGCACCGGCACGCCCAAGGGCAUCAUGCUGGAGCACCGCGCGCUGGCCACGGGCUGCCGGGCGCACGGCGCGGCGCAGUUCUUCGGGCCCGAGACGCGCGCGCUGCAGUUCGCCGCGUACACGUUCGACCAGGUCAUCGAGGAGGCGCUGACGCCGCUGCUGUUCGGCGGCGUCGUGUGCGUGCCGUCCGACGACGAGCGCAUGAACCACCUGGCCGCCGCCAUCCGCAGGUACCGCUGCAACUGGGCCGACCUCACGCCCACCGUCGUCGGCGACUUCCUCUCGCCCGCCGACGCGCCGUCGCUGCGUAUUCUAUCUAUGGGCGGCGAGGCGGUGCGCCAGGACACGGUCGACGCCUGGGCCGACAGCGUGCUGCUCAUCAAUGGCUACGGGCCCGCCGAGUGCACUGUUGUGUCUACUAUUAUGGUCGGCCUGGGCCGCGUCGCCGACUCGUCGAAUAUCGGCUUCGGCGUCGGCUGCCGCACCUGGGUCGUGGUGCCGGGCCACCCGGACCGGCUCGCGCCCGUCGGCACCAUCGGCGAGCUGCUCAUCGAGGGCCCCAUCGUCGGCCGCGGCUACCUGCACGAUCCCGAGCGCACCCAGCGCUCCUUCGUCGACCUACCCGCCUCCUGGCCGGUGCCGGUGCCCGGCCUCGGCAGCGGACGGGCGUACGCGACGGGCGACCUGGUGCGCUACAACGACGACGGCUCGCUCGCCUUCGUCGGCCGCCGCGACGCCCAGCACAAGCUGCACGGCCAGCGCGUCGAGAUGGCCGAGAUCGAGCACCACGCGCGCGCCGCCGCGCCGCCGGGCUUGCCGCUGGCCGUCGAGGUCAUCCGCCGCGGCGGCCAGCAGCAGCUCGCCGCCUUUCUGGCGCCGUCCGCCGCCGAGGAGCUACCCGCCGAGCGCCUCGCCGCGCUGCGCAGCGCCCUCGCCGACGCGCUGCCGCAGUACAUGGUGCCGUCGCUAUACGUGUGCGUCCCGCAGCUGCCAAUGACGUCGUCGGGCAAGGUCGACCGCCGCGCGCUGCGGGACGUCGGCGCCCAGCUGUCCGCCGACGAUGUCGCGCGCGCCUCGCUGGCCGACGCCGCGAAGCUGCAGCCCACGACCGACACGGAGCGGCUGCUGCGCGCCGGCUGGGCCGCCGCGCUGGCCAUGCCUGAGAGCCUCAUCGGCGUCGACGACAACUUCUUCCGUCUGGGCGGCGACUCGGUCGCGGCCAUGCGGCUGGUCGCCCACUGUCGCCGGGCCGCCGGCCUGGCGCUGACCGUCGCCCAGGUCUUCUCCGCCCCGGUGCUGCGCCGCAUGGCCGCUCUGGCGGCGCCGCUGCCGCUUGCUGCCGUUGCUUCGAGGCGGGCGUCCCCGUUCGAGCUCGUCCAGGAGCGCGAGCACGCCGUCAGCCUGGCGGCCUCUCAGUGCGGCGUCCCGCGCGACGCCAUCAAGGACAUUUAUCCCUGCACGCCGCUUCAAGAGGGGCUGAUUGCCGCCUCGAACAGGCAGCCGGGCGCGUACGUCGGCCGCAUGGUCUUCUCCCUGGCGGGCGGCAUUGAUAUCACGCGCUUCCGCUCCGCGUGGGAGACGGUCGUGGCCGAGACGCCCAUUUUGCGCACGCGCGUCGUGCAGGCCGCCUCUGGUGGCGCACUCCUGCAGGUGGUGGUGGAUGAGGCUCUGGAGUGGAAGACGUACAGCGACGUGGACAACAGCGAGCUGGACAUCUCCUACGGGCGGCCCCUGCAUCAACUUGCUCUCAGUCAUGACUGCAAGACGGCCACCUGGAUCUGCCACCACGCCUUGUAUGAUGGAUGGACCCUCCCGCAGCUGCUGGACCGUAUCGAGCAGGCGUACCGCGGCACGCCCCGUGCCCUGCCCGCUAGCUCAUUUGCAGACUUCAUCAAACAUCUCAAUGGAGCGCCUUCGGCCCAGGCGGACGAGUUCUGGAGCUCUGCUUUGGCCGGCGCUCCUGCCACGCAGUUCCCAGCGCCCACGGUGGAUGCCCACAAAGACACUCGGGCACAAGUCGUAAGCCGCCUUGUGCAAUGGGACGUUGCUUCAGAUCUCGGCAUAACCGCACAGACGCUGUUGCGGGCGGCGUGGGCCCUUGUGGUCUCGCAGCAUGUCGGCGAGGACGAUGUUGUCUUUGGCAUGGCAUUAUCAGGGCGCUCCGCUUCUGUUGAUGACAUUGCCGAUGUCCUUGGGCCCACCAUCACCACAAUCCCCGUCCGAGUCCGCCCGGACCCCCGGUUGACCAUCGCCGAGUACCUGCAGCAGACUCAGGAUGAUUCUGUCAAGGCCAUGCCCUUCGAGCACUCGGGCUUGCAGCAGAUUGCCUCGCUCAACCAGAACCUCCGAAACAUCUGUGACUUCCAGAACCUCCUUGUUGUGCAGCCUGAAGACGAAUCGAAGCUUGACCCAGAAAUAUGGACUCUGGCCGGUACGACGGCGGACACGGACGCGUUCCACACGUAUCCCCUGGUCGUUGAAUGCGGUCUGCAUCCCCGCGAGCUUUCCAUCUCGGCCAAGUUCAAGCCCAGCGCCGUACCCUCCCCCCAGAUGCACAGGAUUCUUGGUCAGUUUGAGCAGUGCUUGCACCAGCUGAACCAGGCAGACAAAUCCAUCAAGCUCCAAGACCUCAACUUGCUGAGCCCCGGAGACCAUGCCGAGAUUGUCGCGUGGAAUAGUCAAGAUCUAUCAGCUGCAGACACGUGCGUCCAUUCGCUGGUUUCCGACCAAGUCCUUCUUCGCGGAUCUGCUCCCGCGCUGGAAUCCACGUGGGAGGGAACCCUCAGCUACACCGAGUUGGACCAUCUUUCAAGCCGCUUGGCCGUCUACCUGGCUGAGGCAGGAGUAACGCCCGGGAUGCUGGUGCCCUUGGUCCUCCACAAAUCCAUCUAUGCCGUCGUCGUUCAGCUAGCGGUGCUGCGAGCUGGCGGUGCCUGCGUUCCUCUCGACGCGUCGCAUCCGAUAGGCCGCCUGCAGGAAAUCGUGUCCGACUGCAGCGCUGAACUUGUUUUGGCCGACACGAAGAGCGCAGAGAAACUGGCCUCUAUUGCUCAAAAGACGGUCAUCAUUGAUGCGGAGAUGCUACGCGCACUUCCGCAGAGCUCGGCCGCUUCGCUACCCUACGCCAUCGACCCGACCCAACCCGCGUUUGUGGUGUUUUCGUCCGGCAGCACCGGAAAACCCAAAGGCUCGCUCCUCUCCCACCGAGCUCUCUGCUCCAGCAUCUGCGCCUACAAAGACAUGGCCCGGCUCGGUCCGACCUCGCGCGUGGUGCAGUUCUCAAACUUCAACUUCGACAUGAGCAUCGGAGACAUCUUCGCUACAUUGAUGAGCGGAGGCUGCAUAUGCAUGCCGUCAGAAGAUGAGCGGGUGGACGACCUGGGCGACUACAUCACCAAGAUGAACGUCAACUGGGCAUACCUGACGCCCACCGUGGCCAACCUGCUCAGCCCAUCGUCGGUCCCAACGCUGCAGACGCUGCUCUGUGGAGGAGAGGCCCUCAACCAGGAUCUUGUGGCGCGGUGGGCUGGUCAGCUGCAUCUUGUCGAGCUCUACGGGCCAUCGGAGACGACCAUUCUGUGCACGCUGAAUGCGCUGCAACCGGACUCGGACUGCCGCAACUUGGGCAAGGGACUGGCGGCGGUUCACACGUGGAUUGCAGACCCGUCUGAUCCCAACAAGCUCUGCUCGAUUGGAUGCACCGGCGAGCUUCUCAUCGAGGGGCCUGUGCUCGCCAACGGUUACCUCAACAUGCCCGAAAAAACCAACGAGUCGUUCCUGUGGACGCCGGACUGGAUGAAGGAGCUGGGCCGCACGGGACGCGUCUACAGGUCGGGUGAUCUCGUCCGCUACGAGGCUGACGGCUCUCUCCGAACCAUGGGGCGGCAGGACGGCCAGGUGAAACUACACGGACAAAGGCUUGAGACUGCCGAGGUCGAGCACCAUCUGCGCCAACAGAUUCCCGGGGCGGACCGCAUCACCGUGGCCGUGAUAUCUCGAGCCACGCACCAGAUGCUAGCAGCCUUCAUCUGCGAUCCCAGCUGUGGAGAAUCGGCAAUCGAGGGAACGGGCGAUGUUAUCGUCGAACUGCCGCAGGCGCUCAAGGCCUCGCUCAAGAAGGUUGAUGCGGCUUUGUCACGUUCGCUUCCUCGCUACAUGAUCCCAUCGCUGUAUUUUGCGGUGCGCGAGCUGCCUCUCACAGCCAACGGAAAGCUCGACCGCAAGAAAUUGGUGAGAGCCGUUGAAGCCUUGCCCGACCACGUUCUCUCCGGCUCCUCGGCCAGCGGCCAGCCGAAGACUCCGCCAACGACAGCCAUGGAGAAGAGGAUCCAACGCCACUGGGCGCAGCUGCUGGGUCUCCAGCCUGAACGGAUUGGCGUCGAUGACAGCUUCUUAGGCAUGGGAGGCGACUCAAUCAUUGCCAUGCGCCUGGCACACGCCCUCAAAGCUGAAGGUGUAUUGAUCUCCGUCUCUCAGAUCCUCACGAAUCCCGUGCUCAGCGACAUGAGCAAGGCUGCAGUGUCGGCAGACGAGAGUGCUCCCGAAGUACGCGAAUACGUGCCGUUCUCGGCGCUUCCGCAAGAGCAGAUGGACCAGUUCGUGGACAAGAUCGUCGCUCCGCACGUGGGUGUCUCGCGGGAGCAAAUCGCCGACGUCGCAUGGGCAACAGACUACCAGUCCUGGACAUACGCCUCCAACCAGCUCCAGCACCGCGGCUACCUCAACUACCUCCUCCUCCGCUUCCAGGGCGGCGCCAUCGACGUGCCGCGCAUGCAGCAGGCCUGCCGUGCCCUCGUCGCCCGCCACGCCAUCCUGCGGACAACCUUCCUCGCACACAAGCAGCGCACCUGGGCCGUGGUCCUCAAAGACACGAUGCAGCAGCCGGUCGUCCUCCACCACGUCAAGCUGCCCGAGGGCGUCGACGCGGACAGCUACCUGCUCGACCGCCACGAGGCCAUCCAGACGCGCAUGGGCGCCACCAACACCGUCGCGUUCACCCUCCUCGAGCACCACGCCAACGCCAACGCCAACGGGACGCCGCCGCAGCAGCAGCACACGCUAGCCUUCCGCCUCAGCCACGCCCAGUACGACGGGCUGGGCAUCCCGCUGCUGAUCCGCGACCUCAAAGCCGCCUACGAGAACAACGAACUACCCUCCUCACGCGGGCCUACAUGCAGCUUCUCGGCCUUCGUCCACUCGCAGCACCCCGCGCCCGACAACGCCAGCCUGCGCUUCUGGCGCGACACACUCGCCGGCGCGGCCAUGACGCCCAUCCUCCCCCACCGCCAGCCGCCCACGCGCAACCGCGUCGACCAGUCCGUCGUGCGCGAGGUCCGCGCCGCGCCGGCCGCCCUGCAGGCCCGCGGCGUCACCUUCGCGACGGUGCUGAAGGCCGCGUGGGGGGUCGUGCUCGCCGCGCUGUCUGCGUCGUCUUCCUCUACCGCCGAGUGGGACGUCGUCUUCGGCAACACCGUAUCCGGCCGCAGCAGCAGUAGCGCUCCUGGUGUCGACCAGCUGCCCGGCCCGUGCAUCAACCUCAUCCCCGUCCGCGUGCGCGUCCGCCCGCGCGAAGACACCGUCGCGGCGCUGCUGGCGCGCGUGCACGCCGCGUACGCCGCUGCGCUGCCGCAUGAGCACGUUGGACUGCGCGAGAUCGUCGAGCGGUGCACUGAUGGCGAUUGGCCGCUGUGGACGCGGUUUAGUUCUAUGGUUACGCAUGAGAACUUGCAUGACGACGAUCACGACGACGACGAUGGGGAGUGGUCGGCUGGUGCGGGGGCGGGGAGAACGAGGUGCGAAUUGGACAUCGUCGUCCCGCCGCAUGAUCGUGCUGAUGUGUGGGUGUGGUCGUACCCUGAUCAGGAUGGCGAGCGCGUCACUAUCGAUCUGACGUACGGCGACGCGACGAUGACGCGGGCGCAGGCUGAGGCCGUGGCGGAUCUGCUGGUGCAGACGAUCGAGGCGCUGACGAGGGCGGAUGGCGCGGAGGUGUUGGCGGAUGUCUUGCCUAGGCCGUCGGGUGCGGCGCCGAGGUUUCCGCUGCUGGAGGCGGCGGCGUGUGCUAGUAGUGGUACUGAGACGACUGUGGGUGUAGAAGGCGGGCAGGCUGGUGGUGACCUCCAGUCGCGGCGCCGCGCUGCAGAGGAGGUGGUGAAGCGUGCUUGGGAUUUCGUCCUGGGUGAUAGUGCCGGCAACGCUGACUUCGAUCCGGACACGCCGUUUUACGACGUUUGGGGUGAUCAGGCGGCUGCUGCGCAGCUGUCGACGUUGUAUCGGAGGGAGGGCUUUGAUGUUGGGAUGGAGGAGCUGAUCGAUCGGCCGAGAAUGCGGGAGCAAGUCGAGCUGUUGUCGUCCAUGUAG